AUGACUUCACUAAUGCUGGGACUUUUCUGCUGCAUUGGAAUCCUGACAUCAGGGACUUUCUCACAGAUUCGGUCAAGGGGCCCCUCUGUAAUGAGUCCUGUGGUCCAGCGAGUGUCCCCGCAAGUCACCGCAAGGCUCUACCAGCACUUUGAAGAUGUGAAAUCUGUUGAACAGACAUCUGAUGAAGUUCCAAGUGCUGAAAUUUUUCAGCAGCUUCCUCGAAGUGAUCAUUACAGUGCCCAAGGUGUCCAGCAGCAGCAGCUGCACAUUGCCACCAACGUCCAGGCACAAGACAGGAGGAGAAGUGACAGUGCAGCAAUAAGAUCCAACUGCAGGAAUCGGCCUAUAGACCUUGUCUUUAUCAUAGACAGUUCCCGCAGUGUGCGUCCUGCUGAGUUUGUGAAGGCCAAGGAGUUCCUGGAAGAUAUGGUGGACAGCUUGGAAAUCGGGCCUGACGCUACACGAGUUGGCCUCGUCAAUUAUGCCAGCACAGUACAAAUUGAGUUCCUGCUCAAUACGUAUUCUCACAAAUCUGCCCUAAAGCAGGCACUGGCUCGAGUUGAACCCCUCGCUUCGGGCACCAUGACAGGCUUGGCCAUCAAGACUGCUAUGGAAAAAGCAUUCACCGCAGAGGCAGGGGCCAGAGUUAGUUCCAGAAAUAUUGCAAAAGUGGCCUUCAUAUUGACAGACGGGAGGCCCCAGGACAAGGUGGAUGAAGUGUCAGCUGCAGCUCGCGCAUCUGGGAUAGAGAUCUACGCGGUGGGAGUAGACAGAGCUGAUUUGAUGUCCCUCCGCCUUAUGGCCAGCCAACCACAUGAUGACCAUGUCUUCUACGUGGAGACCUAUGGUGUUAUUGAGAAGCUUACUUCCAAAUUUAGGGCAACCUUGUGUGGUAAGGAUGAUGAUGAUGACGGGAGUGCAGACACUCCAUUGAAUGGUGGAAAUAAUGAUUAUGAAUUAGACCUAGAUCGCAGGAAAGACCAAAAUGGAAUAAAUACUGAAAAUGACGAUAAAGGAAACAAUGGUGUGGAUGCAUGUGCACAGGGACACAAUUGCCAGCAUAUUUGUGUCAGCAGUGGAAACUCAUACCAUUGCAAGUGUCGCUUGGGCUAUGUUUUAAACCCAGACAAGAAAACAUGCUCACGUUCACAUGCAUGUGCCCAGGGUCAUGACUGCCAACAUAUUUGUGUCAACAAUGGUGACUCAUACACCUGCAGGUGUCAAGUGGGACAUGUGUUGAAUGCAGACCAGAGAACAUGUUCACGUUCUGAGCCAUGUGCCAAUGGACAUGACUGCCAGCACAUUUGUCUAAACAGUGAUGACUCGUACAUCUGCAAGUGUCGAGUCGGAUAUUUGUUGAAUACAGACCAGAAAACAUGCUCACGUGCAUGUGCCCAGGGACAUGACUGCCAGCACAUAUGUGUCAACAGUGGGAACUCGUACAUGUGCAAGUGUCCAGCGGGUUAUGUGUUGAAUCCAGAUAAGAAAACAUGUUCACGUUCAGAUAUAUGUGGCCAAGGACAUGAUUGCCAACACAUUUGUGUCGACAGUGAUGACUCUUACAUCUGCAAGUGUCGAGCAGGAUAUGUGUUGAAGGCAGACAGGAAAACAUGCUCACUUUCUGCUUCAGAUGCAUGUGCCCAGGGACACGACUGCCAGCACAUAUGUGUCAACAGUGGGAACUCGUACAUGUGCAAGUGUCGAGUGGGAUAUGUCCUGAAUGUGAAUCUCAAAACAUGCUCACGCUCAAAUUCAUGCGCUCACGGACAUAACUGUCAACAUAUUUGUAUCAACAACGGGGAUUCCUUCAGCUGCAAGUGUCGAUCCGGAUAUGUGCUAAAUGCCGACCAGAGAACAUGCUCACAGGAAAUGAGAGGUGAAAUAAGUCAAGACGCCUGCAUGUGUGAAGCGCAGAUUGCCUUCCAGAGAAAAGUACAGUUGACCAUUCAGGAGCUGAGCAGAAAACUUGAAGAACUUUCAGACAAAGUGAAGCUGAUUGAAGAAGAAGAGCAGUAUUAAGAACAGCGAUGCUGUCAGAAGACCUCACUUUGUCAAAAUAUCUUCAAUGUUUAAUUUAAUCUGUUAAGUGUGUUAAAUGUAGUAUUGCUUUAUCAUGUAGUAUAGUAGUAAAAUGAUGUCUUAUUAUUAUGAUGAUGAUCAUAAAGUUGCAUGUUUGCAUUGUUAUUACCACUGACAAGUCAGGUUAAGCGUGUAAAUGUCUACAUGUACCUGUACAGAUACUCCUAUCACUGUUUAUGUAUGUGUAUGUGUUUAAGUUUUUUUGAAAGAGUUUUUUGUGUAGUUAGUACACAGACUCCAUCCAUACCUGUAAAAGCAUUGUUGCUGUUUGUCUGCUUGCCACAUUAUUAUUUUUUAUUGAUAUU
Solea senegalensis (Senegalese sole) is the source of this 2384-nucleotide messenger RNA. RefSeq names its product matrilin-3-like. The record is from RefSeq and is a predicted model, not a curated record. Gene Ontology annotation, molecular function: calcium ion binding. Bases 1 to 2019 code for a protein of 672 amino acids. Lineage: Eukaryota; Metazoa; Chordata; Actinopteri; Pleuronectiformes; Soleidae. The transcript is spliced from 11 exons.